Ilex paraguariensis (yerba mate) is the source of this 513-nucleotide messenger RNA. NCBI's taxonomy places the organism in Eukaryota, Viridiplantae, Streptophyta, Magnoliopsida, Aquifoliales, Aquifoliaceae. The record is from the annotation of a GenBank genome assembly.
AUGGUGUCUUUGAAGCUGCAGAAGCGGCUAGCAGCCAGCAUACUCAACUGCGGCAAGGGAAAGGUUUGGAUAGACCCAAACGAGACGAGUGAUAUGUCCAUGGCCAAUUCUAGGAUGAACAUAAGAAGGCUCAUAAAAGAUGGCUUCAUCAUCAAGAGACCUACAAAAGUACACUCACGAUCUCAUGCUCGAGAAGCCAUGGACGCAAAGGGGAAGGGAAGGCACUCUGGACAGGGAAAGCGAAAGGGAACAAGAGAAGCAAGGCUACCAACGAAGGUUGUUUGGAUGAGAAGAAUGAGAGUGUUGAGGCGCUUGCUGCGAAAGUACCGCGAAUUUGACAAGAUUGACAGGCACAUGUACCACGACAUGUACAUGAAAGUGAAAGGCAAUGUGUUCAAGAACAAGCGCGUCCUAGUGGAGAGCAUUCACAAGCUGAAGGCCGACGAAACCAGAAAGAGAACACUAUCUGAUCAGAUAAAGGCCAAGAGACCCAAGAGCCAUGCCAUUAUUUAG